AUCCAAGUGAGCUAAUAACAAGAUGAAUUGUGAUAUUAAUAAGGAGAAGGCUAUAUGAGAUCAUAGAUGGGUUCAUUCAAUUUAGUACCAUAAAAUUGUUUCGUCAAUGUGACAAUAGAGACACACAAUCUAUAUCUAUCUAAUAUGGCUCCAAACCAUAAUUAGCCACCAUUGUCAUUAUAUUUCUAAAAUAGUAUUGCAAAUAUUUUGGAAAGAAAGUCUCUUUGUAGUAUAUGCUUUCCCUAUGAGUAAAACAAAUAGUGGCCAACGUUCCUUAUUUUUCUAACACAUGGUCCACGAGCCAUAGUAGUCUAUUUAUGUAAAAUUAGGGUCAAUUUAAGGUAUUAACCCUAUUUGUGUAAAGUUCGGGCUAAGAAAAAUACUUUAACGUAAACUAAGGUCAACCUAUCUCAAUUACUAAUUUUAUUUAUGCUUAAUUUUCUUCAUUUUUCAACCUCCUUGUCAACUUUAUGUGGUUCACUAUCGGGAUCCACCCUGAUAAAUAACUUGAAUUUAAUAAAAAAUUGAUUUUUUUUUGCCAAAAGAUCACUCGCAUUACUGAGAAAACAGCCAGAUACAAAAUAGUCACAUAGCUGAAAACAACCAAGAAACAAAAUUGAACCCCACCAAAGAAGGGGACAACGAAAGGGCUUUUCUUGCCACCAAAUGGGCAACCCUAUUAGACUCCCGACCCACAAAAAUAACCCGAAACUCCUAGAACAAGUCACACAUACUUCGAAUCUCCUCCAACAGCAUCCCUCCAUGGACAUCAUCUUUUGUUAGAUAGUUUGAAUUUUUAGUUAGAACUUUUUGGUGAAUAUAUUAUAUGGAUUUGAAUAUGUUUAUGGUUAGUGAUAAUUUUACUACUAAAUUAAAAUUAGUGUAUUAUAUGUAUUUUUUUAUUUUAGGGUUAACACUAAUUAUUAGCCAAACUUUUUCCACAUUCUUAUUUAUUAGCCAAACCUAAUAGGUUUGACUAAUAAAAAAGAAUGCGAGAAAUGUUUGACUAAUAAUUAGUGUUUAUCCUUUGUUUUAUAUCGCAUGAAUAGAUCUAUCAUCUACUGACCCAUCCACGAUUCUAUAACAAAUAAUAAUUGAACCAUCAUCUUAGAGUAUCCACAUUGAUAUUUCAUUCUCAAUUGCAAAAUGACAUGACAUAAGUGUUUUACUUAAUUUUCUAUAAUUUAAACAUAAUAUUUAAAUAUAUUUGCAAUUGCAAAUUAAUUACAUUGAUGUAAGUAAAUUAAAUGAAUGUGAUGUGUACCACAUACAAUUUGAGUUGACAAUAAAAAUCACAAAUACAAAUUAUUUUACAAUUGCAUUGAUGAAAAUGCUUUUAGCAACUCAUCCGUUCUGAAAAUAUUGGUUUGACCACCUUGAUUUUUGACCUCCUCAAUUUCUUUUUUGUAAUAUUCUCGGCUGAAUCUACACAAACAUAUAAGGCAAUGUCAAUAAACAAGUAUUGCCACAUCAGCCGGUGGUGUUUAAACCGCAUAAGUCGGAGGGACUAAUUAGUCUUCUCCUCUCCCUGCCUUCUCGCUAAAACCGUCCGCAUCGGUUACUUUUUUUCUUAACAUCUUACAAUCCCACGAAUUAAUUUUCUCCAUUUCUACAAGGCCACGAUCACUAUUCCAUAUCUUAUACUAAAAACAAAUCACUAUUUUUGUGGAAUUUCAAUCUUUCUUUUGAAGCCACCUGGACACUAAAUUUAUUAUUUCCCUUUUGUUGUAGGUUUCCUCCUUUAAAUUUAUUUUGCUCUUAUGAUCACUAAUAUUUUCAUAAUAUGAAAGUGGUAUGAUCACUAAUAUUUUUGCUCAAAAUGUAGCAAAAUGAAUAUCAUUGUGUCUAUCAUAAUUAAUGCAUUCUUUAUAUGUAAAUUUUUUUUAAAAAAUUUCGAGUUAAAACAAAAGAAAUAUGACUCAAUCAUAAAAAAUGGAAGAUUAGAAAAAUUUGCAUUUGAUUGGUAAAAAAUCUCUCCCAUGUUUUCUAAAUUCGCGUUAGUCAAAGAAAAGCAAGUUGACAGUGGGGCACGAAACUAACAGUCCAUCCAUCUUAUUUUCAUGAGUUGUGGGCCGUUAUAUGGUAUUUUAAUAGGUGUUUACAUAUUAAAGUUCUAUAGGUAUUGUAGAAUGGAGUUUCAUAUAAUAUUCUUAUCCUUUCCAAUAACAAUUGAUUUUUCAACAAGUUUAUAGAAAUUGGGUUUUCGAUAGAGCAAUAAAUAUUUGGAUUUUAAAAAUAACAUUAAGUUCUUUUACAUAAAAAUAAUAAUAAGAAGAAAUUCGUUAAAGAGAGAAAGAGAGAGAGAGACAAAAAUAAACUAUUGAUUAAGGGGCGUAUAUUAUGGGCACACAAAUAAUUAAUUCAUCAAUGGAUUUGGAAGUCGAAGCUAAUUAUUUUUACUUAACUAUAGAAACUAACUAACAAGAAUAUCCUUUUAACUUUACCCUAUAUGAAAUUGUUUAUUUCCUCAUUAACCUCAUCUAUUAAGUAAAAUCAUAUUAUUUUUAUAUUCAAAGUCCCACUUAGUUUAAUACAAGGUAUCUUAUAAUUUAAAGAUGGAGUUUAAAAUUUUUAUUAAUUUAAUAUGUAGUUUUGUCUCUUGAUAUUUUCACUAAAUUUUCCAAUUAUAACAAUUUUCAAAAAUUUUAAUAUUUUUUCUAACAAAAACUAAGAGAUUUAGACACUCAUUCACGGUUUAGAAUUUUUAUAAAAUAAAAUAUUAAUUCACAAAAAAACUACCCGACCAAUCGGCCGGGCCACAAUCUAGUUCGUAGUAGACCCGAUCUACUCCAAAGUCCAAUCAUAGCACCCCUCGGGGUUCUCUCUCCAUUUUUCCCUCUCUUUCUUCCUUCCUCUUUGCUCCCUGGUUCCCCAAAUUCUAGGGUUCAGGCGCAUCAGUUUCGAAGAGGUUUCUCCGCACAAAUCAACCGGCGAGGCUUCGUUACUCGCCAACAGAAUCCGGCUACCUGUUACACUCCAUCCAUUUACCCCAACCGUUCUAUCCAGAACCCCGGUCUGAUCUUCCUGCGUCCGGCGUCGAAUCCAUCAUCGUCACUGGCCGCCAAUCACCACCAGUCUCCGCUAUAUCCACCGAGACCCUACCAGCUCCGACCGCCAAUCAUCCACUCCGACCAGUAUCAGAGCAGGGUCAUUGCUGUAGAAUAAAAGGGAAGAGGUUUAGGACUAUCUUGAGAAGGUUUGUUGACUCGGCUCUCUUUCUCAUCACCUUACCUCUCAACCUUAGGAUAGUAUUCCUAGACGUUCCGGGCUUAUAGAUUAGGGUUUAAAGUUGGUUGUUAACCGGAGAGAGAAGGAAGAGAAGAGCGGAGCAAUGAAUCCCUUGACGCUUGUGAAACGUAUCCAGAGCAUCAACUCUAAGGAAGCUGCUUUAGGGAUUUCAGAGGAAGCUUCGUGGCACGCAAAGUACAAAGAUUCAGCUUACGUCUUCGUCGGUGGGAUUCCUUUUGAUCUCACCGAAGGCGAUCUCCUUGCUGUGUUUGCUCAGUAUGGAGAGGUCGUGGAUGUUAACCUAGUUAGAGACAAGGGUACUGGCAAAUCAAAAGGUUUUGCGUUUAUUGCAUAUGAGGAUCAAAGAAGUACUAAUCUUGCCGUAGACAAUCUCAAUGGGGCACAGGUCCUUGGUCGCGUGAUAAGGGUUGAUCAUGUUACUAGCUACAAGAAGAGAGAAGAGGAAGACGAGGAGACAGCACAGAAAAAUAGAGAGGCUCGAGGUGUUUGCCGUGCGUUUCAGAAAGGGGAAUGUACACGUGGAGCUGGUUGCAAAUUUUCACAUGAUGAACAGAGAGCUGCAAACACAGGUUGGGGUGCUCAAGAUAGAAGUCCAAGGUGGGGACAGGAUAAGUUUGAUGGUCCACAGAAGGGUGAAGAGGAAGAUGAAGAGACAGAGCGAAAAAAGAGGGCGGCUCGAGGUGUUUGUUAUGCCUUUCAGAAAGGGGAAUGUACUCGUGGAGCUCGUUGCAAAUUUUCACAUGAUGAUCAGAGAGCUGCCAACAUGGAUCGGGGUGCUGAAGAUAAAAGUCCAAAAAGGGGCUAUGAUAAAUUUGAUGGUCCAAAGAGGCGUGAAAAAGUUGUCGAUGAGAGAUCCAGUGGAAGAAACUCUAGACAGAGUGACCUGAGAGAAGAGGGAAGGAGAUCAAGGAAUUAUGAUGAUUAUGGAAGUGGGCCGCAGUCCGGAGAAGACCAGAGGACGGUAAGGCCAAGGGAUAGUCUGUAUGAGAAAAGGUCAGGAGAGGAUGUUCAUAGGAGAGAUGAAAAGAGAUCGAAAAGGCAUGAGGAUGACGAGAAGAGCACAAGAAGGCAUGAAAGCGAUGACUUCAAGACCAAAUCAAGGAGCAUGAAGACACAGGAAGGCGGUUAUGGAGGGGAAGAGAAGAGUUUCAGGAGACAGAACAGUGAUGAACUUGGAUCGAGGUCAAUGAAAGAUGACAACAGGAUACACGAGAAAACUUUGAGAGGGAAUGAGUCCAAGUACUAUGCUAGGGAUGAUAGAGACAAAAAGAGAGAAGAGAAACGGUCUGCUCGUGGAAUGGAUUCUUCAUCUGAUCGUGAUAAAAGAGAUGAUCACAGGAAUAGAUAGAAUGUACUGGGUCUUUCCGAUACACAGUUUUGCAGCAUGCGUUCUGAUGGCGUGGUUUGAAGGGAUUGGUCUCUAUCUCAGUUUGGAGUUGUUCUACCUUCUCCUAGAUUCGUGAUCCAGUCUAUAAGUUGCAGCUUAGAGAAGCAGGAUGCAUGAUGACAUACCUAACAGCAUCUAUUUCUUAGGGCCAAUGUAGCUCAUGAACCGCUUGGUCAUUUUGACUACAUUUCCAUCUUCAUGUUGGUGUUCCAUGUUGACAGCAUGUAUUUCUUAGUGCCAAUGCAGCCUUUGUUAUGCCGUCAACAUUCAUAUGUCAGGUUCUCCUUUUCUGAAGGGAAAAUCAUAUAUGACGGCAAUUCAAGUCGAGACUGGGCAAUUUUUUUUUUCUUUCACAGGCUCAUAGCAUUUGUGGGUUAAUAGCUUCUCCUGGUUGCUUCAAAUACUCUUUGCUAAAUCCAUUUUUCCGACACCCGUAUCAGAAUGCAUCGUUGCUAAUCUGAUGUUUCAUAUUCAAACAGAUAUAUGAUGAGCACUUCUACUAUGCUAUAUAGUAUUGGUGCUUUAAUGUACAACUUAAAGUUGUACCAUAACAUUAAAUGUAUAAGUUUAGGUUGUACCCUAAAGCAAUUUGUACCAUUAUGUUAUGGUACAACUUUACAACUUAAAGUUGUACCAUCACAUAAAGAUACAAGUUCAAGUUGUACCAUAAAAGAAUUUGUACAAAAAGUAUAGGUACAACUUCAGAUUGUACCAUAACGUAAAUGUACAAUUUUAAGUUGUACCAUAAAGACAAAAUCCUAUAGCACCAAUACUAUAUAGCAUUGUAAAAUUUCUCGAUAUAUGAUUAUGAUAUAUCAGCGAAGUAAAAAAGGUUCAGCGAAGUAAAAAAGGUUGAACUACAUGUACGUUUCUGUAAGAUAAAAGAAAACGAACAUGGUGUAGCUCAUGUGGAGAAGGGAAGGUACUUUUUGUUGAGGAUGAUACUUUGGUCAAUGCUUCCAUGGCUCAAGAAAAGACGUAACCGGGGGAUACUUCGUACACUGAAGAAAAGAACAUGAAUAAAAGGCUAAACUUACUGAUUUUCGAAAAGAGGGGAUAGCAAACAAAUACAUGUACAGCUAGUGGUGAAAGCUUGAUCCGGAACACCCACUGACCCGUCCCUAUGGGUCGGAAUGGGUCAAUUUGUCUAUAGGGUCAGAUUAUGGAUGGGUCAGGACAAUUUAGGGACGAGUCACUUUUUGACCUAUGACAUUUAGCAACAACAAAUAUCUCACACCACAUUGAAUCUUUUUGUAAGGUUUUAAAAGUUUAUGUACUAACUUGUAUAAAUUUUUUUGGGUACCAAACAUAAUUUUACCAUCAAAAUUUAUGGACUUAUUUGUAAAAUAAAUAAAUUUUAGGUACUAAAUUGUAAGAAAAAUUAUUUUGGGUACCAAAAUGCAAUUUGUAAAAAAGGGUCGACCCACUGACCCAUCCUGUUCCGACCCGGGUCAGAUUAGGGAUGACAACAAAACUCGAACCCACGGGAACCCACUCGACCCAACCCGGUCAAUGCGGGUAAAAUCCGUGUUGUCGAGUUUUGGGUCGGGUUUGGGUUUAAACCCGUUUACUAUUCAUCGGGUUGGUUUGAGUUUAGGUAAACCCGAUUCAUGGGUACCCGCCCACACUCAUAUUAAUUUUCUCGACACAUUUAAUAUUCUAAACAACUAAGUUUAUUUAUGUUUGUGGAGACAUGUCUAAUUUUUUCUUUCUAAUUGUGUAAAAUGAAGUUGAUGUUAUCGA
Molecule: messenger RNA, 6379 nt
Organism: Linum trigynum
Lineage: Eukaryota; Viridiplantae; Streptophyta; Magnoliopsida; Malpighiales; Linaceae
Source: the annotation of a GenBank genome assembly